Molecule: messenger RNA, 1310 nt
Organism: Osmerus eperlanus (European smelt)
Lineage: Eukaryota; Metazoa; Chordata; Actinopteri; Osmeriformes; Osmeridae
Gene: fgf23
Product: fibroblast growth factor 23
Exons: 3
Coding region: 183-959 (258 amino acids)
Biological process (GO): positive regulation of cell population proliferation; animal organ morphogenesis; fibroblast growth factor receptor signaling pathway
Cellular component (GO): cytoplasm
Molecular function (GO): growth factor activity; type 1 fibroblast growth factor receptor binding
Source: RefSeq, a predicted model, not a curated record
GCAAGAAAGCCGCACAUCUGGGGGCGAGCGCUGCGUAAGAAGGAUGUGAGCAGGAGUGGCCCUUGGGCCUUUAUAUAGAGCUGCGUUCAGACUUUGGGACACAGAAUCAGCUGAAGUUUCCCCAAGCUUGCUGUAGAAUUCAACUUAUACGUUUCUGGAUUCAACCUUCACUCUUUUUAAGAAUGGAAGGAAGAAAGAAAUAUGGAAUGAGGAACAUAGUCCUCAUGCUCCUACUGGCUUUGCUACAGAGAUUCCGACUUGUGGAUUCUCUUCCAAACCCCUCUCCACUUGUUGGAUCCAACUGGGGGAAUCCAAGACGAUACGUGCACCUGCAGACAUCGACGGACCUAAACAAUUUCUACCUUGAGAUUAGUUUGAAUGGCCAUGUGCGUAAAACUACCGUUAGAAGUUCUUACAGUGUAAUUUUGAUGAAGGCUGAAACAAGGGAACGUGUUGCAAUCCUUGGUGUCAAAAGUAACCGUUACUUGUGUAUGGAUACAGUGGGUAACCCUUUCAGUUCUCCUAUUUGCCAGAAGGAUGACUGUCUUUUCAACCACAAACUUCUUGAGAAUCACCGAGACGUAUACUAUUCGUGCAGAACUGGCAUCUUGUUUAACUUGGAAGGAAUAAUACAGGUGUACGCCUUUGGUCAGAACCUACCACAAACGUCCCUUUUCCUCUCGGAGCAGAACACGGUGCCGCUGGAGCGCCUCCUGCACAGGGAGAAAAGAAACCGUGUCGUUGAUCCUUCCGAUCCACACAACGUAUAUGGGCAGACCGAAGAAGGCUCUGACUCCAAAGCGAUGCCGGAGGAGGACGCCGACCAGGAGGUUGAACUUCCAGAAGGGGCCGUUAACGUUUCCAGAGAGACACCUCUGUCUCCAUCCACUCACGACCCCUGGAACGUGCAUUCCACCAACUCCAACGUUAGCCCGCGUAUUACUGGAACGAUGGGAUGAGAGGACCACCUGUAAUUGUGUACCCGGACACAAUGUCUGUUUUCACGUCGGGUCUUUAACAGCUGGUCUGAUAAAUACCCUUAACCAUGAAGUGCUGUUGUUCGGUAGCACUGCCUAUGCAAGACCCACUUCUGCCUUACAUAUUUACAUGCUUUAGAUGCUUUCUGAAGGCAUGGCCAGGAAUUCUAACAAAAGUAGGACGGUAGAUUGAGAUGGUUCAGUGAACAAUUCUAUUGCGAAAAUAGAAUAUGUAACUUUGUUAAUGGUUUUCGGGAACGCACAAGCGUUCUUGAGCUACUCAUGGUCCAACUGAUGUCUGACGACAGUCUUUGAAUAUUUGUUUAAGUUUAC